AUGUCCUUGCCGAGGCUAGAAUUGUGCGGUGCGGCAUUACUGGUUAGAUUAAUGAACAAGGUGGUCGAAGCCUUGAAGAUCGAAAUAGAAGAGAGACAUUAUUGGACAGACUCCAAAAUUGUCCUGGCUUGGAUAGGUGCACCUUCAAGGAGGUGGCAGACUUUUGUGGCUAACAGAGUAAGCGAAAUUCAAAGCAGCUCCUCUUCUGGCGAGUGGCAUCAUGUGAAGUCACGAGAUAACCCGGCUGAUCUAAUAUCGAGGGGGUCAACUCCUAUGUUCUUGAACGAGUCUACAUUAUGGUGGGAGGGUCCGCCUUGGCUAAAGACGGCGAGCCAAUUUCGAGACGCGGAAACCCUUGAUGUGAGUCUGAACUGUGUUCCUGAGCAGCGUAGGCGGGUGCCGGUAGCAAUAGCAUUAGUCACUGCGACUGUCGUAGAAUUUGAAAGAUUCUCUUCUUAUCCUAGGCUGCUACGCGUGCUAGCUUAUGUGUUAAGGUUCGUAAAUAAGUUAAGAAAGGACGAAAGUGUUUAUUCAGCUAGUCAUAUUUCGCCGGCGGAAUUAGAGAGAGCGCGAAAUGUGAUAAUCGCAUCAGUACAAGCAUCGACAUGGAUCGAGGAUAUCCAAAAAUUGAAAGGAGAGCGAGAGGUUAAGAGAAGUUCCAAACUAAUUAGCCUGAGACCAUAUUUGGAUACGGAGGGAUUAAUAAGAGUGGGCGGAAGACUGGAUUGGUCGAUGCUGUCCACAGAUGCAAAACACCCGUUGGUAAUUCCUUCCGAGCAUCAUCUGACGAGACUGAUCAACAUGGACCGUCAUGUUAGGUUGUUCCACGCAGGACUUGCGGCCACCUUGGCGGCGGUGCGGUGCGAGUUCUGGCCUAUAUCGGGAAUGAGCACUGUGAAAAGGUACUUGGCUAAAUGCGUUGUUUGUAGGAAGGCGCAACCCAAGCCCUAUCAGCAGAUUAUGGGUCAGUUACCAGAGGCGAGAGUUCAGAUAUCGAGACCUUUUGCGAAGGUGGGAUUGGAUUACUGCGGACCUAUCUUUGUAAGGGAUCGCGUGCGAAGAAACAGUAAGCAGUACAAAGCUUAUGUGGCCAUAUUUGUGUGUAUGGCUACAAAGGCCGUUCAUAUCGAAUUGGUGGACGACCUGACUACUGAAGCCUUCUUAGGAUCACUAAAACGGUUUGAGGCAAGAAGAGGACUGCCGUCAGACAUAUGUAUACUCGGACAACGGUAG
Vollenhovia emeryi is the source of this 1233-nucleotide messenger RNA. RefSeq lists its product as uncharacterized. NCBI's taxonomy places the organism in Eukaryota, Metazoa, Arthropoda, Insecta, Hymenoptera, Formicidae. The transcript has a single exon. Bases 1 to 1233 code for a protein of 410 amino acids. The record is from RefSeq and is a predicted model, not a curated record. Gene Ontology annotation, molecular function: nucleic acid binding.